AAAAAUGGUUUUUAUCUUGUUGUUCUGUGAAGUGGAGAGAGACUGCAGAGGAGAAAGGGAGGGGAGAAGCUAUGGAUAAGUUCUUUGCGAGUGCUUACAAAGGAGACCCGGGAGUGCCGCAUUCGGGGCCUCAACCGUUCGUCAACAUGUGGAUCGGGACGGCGCUGUUCUCCGUCAUGACAUGGAUCAAUCCCUAUUUCUGGCAGCUCAGUACUCAAUUCAACUGGCAUGAUAAAGCAUUUCUAUUUGAACAAUACCAUUGGAAGAAAGCAAGGGCAAAGAAACAGCCAUAUAAAUUUAAGUGGAAUCAGCAGGACAGGCAAAUCAGGGACUCAUAUUAUAAUAACUGGGCCGACUACUUUCCUUAGAUUUAUCUUUUCCAUUGUCAUGCUUUCUGAUACAUAGUAUGAGCAAGGAGACUUGUCCUGGAGAUAUUUCACUCUUUUAUUUCUCUUCCCAUCCUAGCUAUGCAUUCUGUUAUCUUUCCUAUUGCAUUUUGGUUGAUUUAAAGAGUUAAACACUGGCAGGAUCUUUUGCUUGUCAGUAUUUCUUACAAUGCCAAUGAGCAGUGUGUUACUACUUAUGCAUGCCCUGUAUUUUCAAAAAUCGUAAUAUGAUGAUUUGCUAUUGAAUAUGCAGAGUGUUACUUCUUAUGCCUUCCGCGUAAUAGUAGGAUCAUUGUUUGUCCCAGAAAUCAGUGGGGUAGGGUUCAGCUCAGCUUGUUUGGUUUGCAAUUUUUGAGAGAAACUGCUACCUCAGGAAACUACACACCAAACAUGUCCUCUAGUUCAUGAAUAAAGCUUGCAAGUCGUU
Rubroshorea leprosula is the source of this 813-nucleotide messenger RNA. The record is from the annotation of a GenBank genome assembly. Lineage: Eukaryota; Viridiplantae; Streptophyta; Magnoliopsida; Malvales; Dipterocarpaceae.